Messenger RNA from Macrosteles quadrilineatus (aster leafhopper), 1999 nucleotides. RefSeq lists its product as uncharacterized. Lineage: Eukaryota; Metazoa; Arthropoda; Insecta; Hemiptera; Cicadellidae. The coding region runs from base 26 to 844 and encodes 272 amino acids. The record is from RefSeq and is a predicted model, not a curated record. The transcript has 3 exons.
GCACAUUCGUGUUGUCUUCCUGACCAUGACCAUGUACUCCCUGAGGAUAAUAAGCCUAGUGAUGUGCGCGGGGUUGGCGUUAGGCGCGGACGUAGGUUCGACCACGACCGCGACCGCGGGUGUUACCGCGGACCCUUGGGACAUCGUGCCUUCUCUAUUGCUCUGUGCUUCCAGUGACUCGCCGACCGCCUGUGUCCAGACCCGGGCGAUUCGUGCCCUGGAGGACCUUGGGGACAAGGAGGAUGACCCGCUGCCCAAGGGCGUGUCCCCGGCCGUGGCUCGCGUCAUUGACAGGAUAGGAGACCUGCUAGCCUCUGGGUUGUCGCAGUGGUACCCAGCAGACACGGAGGAGGGCAAGUCUGCCGGUGGCGACAAUGAUAUUGAACAAGCUCGAGGACACAAGAAGAAGGUGAAGAAGGCGAUCAAAAAGGCCAUCCUGAAGUUGAUCAUCGUAGGACUGCUGAUCAAGCAGAAGAUCAAGAUGCUGCUGAUGGCUGCCCAGACCUUCUUACAGUUCAAGUUCCUGUUGGUCGCUAUCGUCUACGUCGUCAGCAACAUCGUCAAGAUCUGGCUGGAUAUCAAGAGUAAGCAUCAUCCCCAGAAGGUCAUCUACUACGAGAACGCUCAUCAUCAGCACCACUACGAGCCAGAACACCACGACUUCGACGAGCACGAGCACGGUGGUGGCUGGGGAGGACUUUGGGGACGUAGCAUUGUUGCCACGGAGCCCACCCCUACCAACAGCCCCUACCACAGCGCUCAGGGUGGUUCUUCAGGCAGCUACGACAACUACCCCCGCAGUAUGGACGCCCAGGAUAUCGUCUACAGGGCUCACAAGCAGUAAACCCUUACCUCUUCAUAACCUCAGUAGCCAAAGACUACCAGAUGUUCGGCGUUUUACUUUAGAUUAUAGAUACUGAAGUUUACCAAAUGCCUAAAGCAAGGUUCAAGUAAUUAGUUAGAACUAUCAGAUGAACAGCAGAUAUCAAAAUGACUUUGAUUGAUAUCGUAGGAUAUUGGUAAGAACGAUUUAAUUUUCCAGGUUAUCAUAUUUGCGAUUUCGAUCAAGUCCACUAUGAACCUCGUUCUACAGAGGCACAGCUGGGAAAAAUCAGCUGAUAACUUCAGUAUAUAUAGUCAAUCAGCUGUUAUCUCAAAUGUUCAUAUUGAUAUUUGUGUUGAUAUAGUGUUUAAAAAGCUACUUAAACCUGCCAUUGAUUGUUUUCUAGCUAUGAUUUAUCAGUUACUUAAUGUGUGAGGUUUAUGUUCAAUGUUGAAUUUAUAUUUUGCCAAAAUUGUAGUGAUUUGGAUUUAUAUUAAUCAAGAAACGUAAUUUUGAACUUAAAAGAUUCGUAUUUAAAAAUACCAGACACCAAAGAGUUUUAUAUUAUUUAUUGAGAGUUUUAGCCUGAAUGCCUUAUGAUUUUGGUUGUAAGUUAAAACAUUCUUUACUAUUUGAUAUAUAAAGGUGUUUUCUAUAAUUUUGAAUUAUUCUGCUACAGGAUAAGGGAAGGAUCAUGGAUUUUUAGAAAGGGGGGUUUCGUUUGGGAUUAUUAUUUUUUUAUGUUACAGCAGGCAGAAUCAAAACUAAUGCCUGAAUAGGUUUUCUUGCCCAUAUUUAACGUUCAAACGUCUAACUUUGUAUAUUUUUUUUGUAUUUUGCAAAUCAAAAUAUUUCAAGUAAACAAUGACUAUGUCAUUAUAAUAAUCAAAAAUGUCUGACUUAGUCAUUCAAUGUUAAUAGAUAAACUUAGUAGUUUAGUAAAAUUUAACUUUCUACCAAGUAGUUAAUCAUUUGCACUUAUUAUAUAUUAUAAUAAGGUGCCAACAGAUUGUGGUGGUUUACAUACUUAUAUAACGUUUGCACAAAUUGUGUUACUAAACAUUGCUCAAUUUUACUUUUACUAAAUAAUUUAUAAUGAAACUCCGUGUAAGUUUAUAAUUCAAACUAAUGAGUAGUGUUUACUUUUUUCUUCUUCAUUUAAUAUUACUGUGACUC